AUGCGAAUCGUGUUGGCCGCGAUUUUGUUGUGCGUUCUGGUGAAAUGUCACAUUCAAAAGACGACCGAGAUUCGGGCUACAAAAGGCCGCUUCAUGACUCACAUGCUACAUUCGGCCUACUUUUUCGGUCAAUCAGGUAGGCACGGGGAGUGUGUUUGAAAGCGAUCAGAAUGUACGAAGAGAGAGUGAACGGAUUGAUCAAGUUACAUGUCUUUUGUUUAGCUAUAUGUCGUGUUAUGGAUAUAUGUUAUUGUGAAAGGGCUUCAUUAUAUUUAUUAUAAGUUGAUGUUACAGUAGGGGUUUUGUUAUAGUUGACAUUAGAGUAAAAAGGCAUUUAAAUAUUUAUGAAAAAUAGUGAAAAGACUCUAAACUAUGUUUUUGUUAAUUUAAAAAAGACACAAAGUUAUUUUUAAGCUAAGUUUUUGCUAUAUACGAAAAACGCUUUGAUAACCUACAACAAUAUCAGAAACUUUUAACUUCCAACCUAAUCCAAUUUUUUCGAUCUAUGUGUCAAAUUGACACUUAUAUUAUGGUUAGUCCAGCGAAUAAUAGUGUUGCUGUAUUAAUUUUAAGUGUAAUUUUAAUUUAGAGCUCUGUGAAUACGUUUGAUCACCUAAAACAAUAUCUGAAAACUUCUUUUUAUAUCUCGAAGAUUAUCUUACUUAUUUUUAUGGUUUAUAUAUUAAAUUGAACUUUAUUUCAUGCACAAUUUAGUAAAAAAUAAAUUAAUAGUCUUUCUAAGUUGUUCUGAAGAGCUAUACCUUAUUUUAGAUGUUGACUUUGAACUUAUUUUUGAUUUUUGAAAGAAUCACAUUUUUAAAUUGACCUUUUUACUCCGAAAUAAUUUCUAACCCGCAUUUAAAAAAAAUAGUUUUCAAAGUAAGUCAAGGUUUGUAGCAUAUCUUUAGAAUAUUUUGUUACCUAAACUUAUAUUUAGGUAACAAACAGUUUUUUUAAACAAUUUCAUGAAAACCCUUUCCAGUUAAUGUAAAAUGGACAGCCACAGCGCAAGGAAAGCCCGAACUGCCAGUUUGGAUUCAUUUAGCCAAAUCGAGACAUCAAGUUAUUGCCUAUUUGGUCGGAACUCCGGUAACUCCAUUGCCUCAGGUCACGAUCCAUAUUAUUGCAAGGAGGACUGACACAUACGAGUCGGCUAGCCAAUUCAUCACAAUAUUGUUGGACGAGGACAGUAAGGAGGCUUUAACUUUAAAUUUUUAAUAUUAUAUUGGGUUGUUCAAAUAAUUUUGUGCCUCUUUCAAAGCAAAUUUUUGGAAUUAAGGGGAUCAAAAUUAUUUGAACAACCACUAGAUUUUUUUUAAUUUAAAAAGAAUUUUAACUUAAAAAAAAUUCGAAUUUCAGUCCGAUUCAACACGACAACUCAACAGCUAGUCGAGAUCAAGUUCAAGAAUAUUGAGCCAGAAGACUUUUACUCGGAUUACAGUAAGAAUAAUCUGAAGCGGUUGGAAAAUGUGAUUCACAGAACGUUCCCAGGAAAAGGUGUGAAUCCAUACAUCUUCAAUAUUAUACCAGAAUUUGUGCCAACAUCAAGGGAAGAGAGCUACACUAACUUCAAUUCGUAUUAUCCUGGACAAAAGUACAAGACUGGGUAGGGCUUUUCAUUUAUUUGGGGGUAAGACAAAAUUAUAAAUAAUUCAAGAAGACGCAAAAAAAAUUUUUUUUAAGCUGGGUAAAAUUUUUUUAAGGAGAGGGGGGGGAUGACAAGGAUUAAAAAAUUUAAAAUGACUUUUUUAAAUGCGGGGCAAAAAAAGUAAAAAAAAGUUCGGGCGGGGUAAAAUUUUUUUUGGGGGUAGAUAAGAUAAAAAUUUAAAAUCAACUUUACAGGAUGCGGAGAGAAAAAUUAAGUUUAAUUUUUUGAACUCUAGUUUUUUUGCUUCGAAAAAAAUGGCGCGACAUUACAAAAAUAAACCAAAAGUGCCUUUUGUUUUGAUGUCCUAUUCCACAACGUAUUUUACAUAUGUUUUCCAGGUCGAUUAUUCAAGUCGGUACUCAAUCUCAGUUCCAUCCGAAUAUUCAAAACUUUGCCAGAUACAAUAAAGACAAUCCAGAAUAUUGUACUAAUAAUGGCUUCAUACCAUUGGACAAACACUUUCGCAAUCAAUUUGACGUUGAUUGGUGUCGAUUUAAUGUGGUAGGUUGAGGGUGGGGUAGGGUAGGUUGACGGGAGGUGAGAAUACAGUAGAGUGAAGUAGAGUAGGGUACGGUACGGUAGGACAGGGUAAGGUAGGGUAGGGUAGGGUAGGGUAGGGUAGGGUAGGGUAGGGUAGGGUAGGGUAGGGUAGGGUAGGGUAGGGUAGGGUAGUGUAGGGUAGGGUAGGGUAGGGUAGGGUAGGUUGACGGGAGGUGAGAAUACAGUAGAGUGAAGUAGAGUAGGGUACGGUACGGUAGGACAGGGUAAGGUAGGGUAGGGUAGGGUAGGGUAGGGUAGGGUAGGGUAGUGUAGGGUAGGGUAGGGUAGGGUAGGGUAGGGUAGGGUAGGGUAGGGUAGGGGUAGGGUAGGGUAGGGUAGGGUAGGGUAGGGUAGGGUAGGGUAGGGUAGGGUAGGGUAGGGUAGGGUAGGGUAGGGUAGGGUAGGGUAGGGUAGGGUAGGGUAGGGUAGGGUAGGGUAGGGUAGGGUAGGGUAAGGUAGGGUAGGAUAGGGUAGCGUAGGGUAGGGUAGGGUAGGGUAGGUUGACGGUAGGUGAGAAUACAGUAGAGUGAAGUAGAGUAGGGUACGGUACGGUAGGACAGGGUAGGGUAGGCAAGUUGUAAUAACUCAUCUUCCGACUAAAAAUCCCCUGCGGGCACUAGUUAAACCUUUCAUAAAGACUUCUUCUAGAAAAACAUGACACUGCUGCGUGGAUUCUACAUUCCAACAACUCCAGCGCCUUCAGAAGAAACUCCAGAAGUCUCAGAAGCAAUUCGAAAAGAUUUGGAAUUGAAAAAGGAACGAUUAGAGAGCAGGCGAAUGGAAGAGACACACAGAGACAAACAAAUGUACCAGUUUCCGUAUUACUUUUGGCAGAGUGUGGUGGUAAGUUUGUUUGUUAAAAAAUUUUUUAUUUUUUUGAUUUUGAGCUUUGUAAAGAAAGUUCUUGUUUUUUUAAGUGUAAACAAUGUUCUUGCAAUUUGUUGUUUUGUAAAGAAAGUUCCUGCCAUUUUUCGAUUUGUAAAGAAAGUUCCUGCGAUUUUCUUUUUUAACUCCAAAUAUCACGUCUUUUUCCUUAUCUGUAAACUACCUUCCAUCAUUUGCCCUUUAAGAAGUACAAAAAAUUUAAAUAUUCAAUUGACAUUUCCGGUGCAGAAUCUGUUUACAAUUACACUUUGAGAGAUCUGACAAUUACAAAUCUUGUUAUGUUGACCACUUUUUCGCGAUUUCCGUUUGAAAUUAAUCUUUUCAGCAGAAAAUUGUGUAAAUCCGUAAGAUUUGUGAGUACUAAACAUGGUUUUUAUAUAAAGGAAGAUUAGUGCAACACUUAGGGAUAAAACUGCAAGAACUUUGUUUACAAAAGACAAUAACUUUUUUAAAAAGCGUAAAAUUGCAAAAACUUCGUUUACGAAGCAAAAUGCAACAUAUUUUGUUUACAACACAGAGAAGCUGUUUCUUGCAAUAUAAAUUGUCAUCCGCAGUCUGCAAAAUAAAUUUUUUGUAAAAUACGUUGUGUGUACUAUUGAACCAAAAAAAGGCGUGAUCUUGUAAUUAAAAACAGUAAAAUGGCAAGAACUUUCUUUAUAAAACAAAAAUGCAAGAACUUUCUUUACAAAACAAUAAAUGGCGAGAACUUUCUUUACAAAAUCAAAUAUGACAAGGACUCUUUACAAAACAAAAAAUGGCAAUAACUUUCUUUACACAACGAAAAAUAUCAAUAACUUUCUUUACAAAAUCAAAAACAACAAGGAUUUUCUUUAUUAAUUAAAAAAUGGCAAGAACUUUGCAAGGCAAAUGUUAAAGCCUGCAGGCUGCGAAAUUAUAACGUUUUUUGUAAAAUCCGGUUGGUUGUUUUCUUACAAAAAAAUGGCGAAACUCUUUACGAGGCAGAAAAUGGCAAUCGUUUUUGUUUCAAAUUUAUUUCUUGUAUAAAUUGUCACUCGCAGGUUGCAAAUUUGUAAAAUACGACAUGGUGCAUUGAUUCUAUGAAAAAUUAAUUUUGUAUUAUAAAACGAUAACAUGGCAAGAACUUUCUUUACACAACGAAAAAUGGCAAGAACUUUCUUUACAAAACAGAAAAUAGCAAGAACUUUCUUUACAAAACAAGAAAUGGCAAGAACUUUCUUUGUAAAACCUAAAUGGCAAAAACUUUUUUUACAAAACAGAAAAUGGCAAGAACUUUCUUUACACAACGAAAAAUGGCAAGAACUUUCUUUACAAAACAGAAAAUAGCAAGAACUUUCUUUACAAAACAAGAAAUGGCAAGAACUUUCUUUGUAAAACCAAAAUGGCAAAAACUUUUUUUACAAAACAGAAAAUAGCAAGAACUUUUUUUACAAAACAAGAAAUGGCAAGAACUUUCUUUGUAAAACCUAAAUGGCAAGAACUUUCUUUACAAAGCAGAAAAUGGCAAAAAUUUUCUUUUGCAACUUGAAAAAUGGCAAAAACUUUCUUUACAAAACGGGAAAUGGCGAGAACUUUCUUUACAAAAUAGAAAUGUCAAAAACUUUUUUUACAAAGCAAAGAACCGCAAGAAAUUUUUUUACAAAGCCCUAAAAAUAAAAUUUUAAUUUUAAAACAUUUUCUUAAAAUAAUUUUCUAAAAUUUGAUUUUAAGGUGCAUUUUUUGCUAUAUUAAGCUCUCUGUUAUGUUCUAAUCCAGCAUCCGGUUCUGCUUUCAAUCUUAAAAAUAGGUUGUUAUUGUACACGUAUUAGCGACGUUUUGGAAUCCAUAAAACUGUAAAAAUAGUUGUUAAUCUGGUAGGAUUACAUCUGCUAAGACUACAUUUAUAUUCCAGUAGAUAUCCAAUUCUCCACUAGAUAUUUACUGCAAAACAUUACUUUUACAUCCAAAACGAUUACAUUCACCAAGAUUAGAUACCGCUUUCUAAAUGUAAAGUCUUAAAUUUACAUCUGAAAGCCUACAUUAAUAUCUCUACCCUUAAUACAGCACAUUCAUUUGCAGAUAUUCCCAUUGCUUGCAGUUCUGUGUAUUGGCUUAAUCCUGGCGCUGAGUAUCAUCUUCUUCGGCCGACGCGAAGGCCAACAAUGGCGCGAUUACAAAACCCCAAAGUGAGUGGAUUUACAAAUGGAUUAAAGGGGGGGGGGUGAUUUUACAAAUAGAUUAUGGGGAAGGGGUGCUUUGGACCUACAUGGAUUAGGGGUGAUUCUGUGUUGUUCCGUUGCAAGAAUUGUUUUUAUCAGGAUAUUGUUGUGGAUAAUAUUCGGCUGACGGGAUAUUGUUGUAGAUUAGGUCUUGUUGACAAAAUAUUGUUGUAGGUAAUAUAGGGAUUGCUAGAUAUUGUCAUAGAUAAGGACUUGUUGAUGCUAUUUUUCAUGGAUAAUAUGGGGUUUGUUGGAUAUUGUUUUAGAAGAUAAGGGUUUUAAUAGAUAUUGUUGUAAUCAAAGCUUGCGGAAGGUUCAGCAUAAGCUAGCCUUACAAUUAAAUUGUUAGUUCUAACGCUAGCCCAGGGGACUAGCCCAGAGCUCUUGCUCAGAGCUUUAGCCCAGUGCUCUAGCCCAGAGCUCUUGCUCAGAGCUUUAGCCCAGUGCUCUAGCCCAGAGCUCUGGCGCACAGCUCUAGCCCAGAUCCCUAGUCCAGAGCUUUAGCCCGAUUCAACCUUUGCGCUUCUUUCUUAGCUCAAGCAACAGCUUUUUCUAUCCUAGGCGAGCUUUGGUUUAGCUAGUAUUAUAUGUUAGCAUGCCUUGCCUUACAUUAACAUUUACCAUGCAAGUCGAAAUUAAUAAUCAUAUUAUCAAUAUUAAUAAAAUAUUUUGUAGAGAACAACUCCACGAAUACCUGAAUGUCCGUGAAAGUCAACGUCACCUCCGUGAAUUGAGUGUUCAACGCCAAAUGUUGUUGAUGAAUGAUCGCAGCAAAUCCAAUACUCCACUAGGAGUUCAAGCCUUUCUCCAACCUAGAGGAGGAACAGCUACUCCAUCAUUAGGUCCGAAACGAAGUCAAACUCAUAGUGAAGCACCUAGAAUUCCAGGAACACCAAGAAGUUUAACAUUGCCAAGGCGUGGGGAAAGUCAGAGACGUAAGUUGGCAUUUGGAUUGUGAGAGGUAAGGCAGGAUAGGAAAAAUUAGAUCAGGGUAGGGUAUGGCAGAGUAGGAUAUGGUAGAAUAGGGUAAGGUAGGAAAAUUAGAGCAGGCUAGGGUAGGGCAGGGUAGAGUAGGAUGUUCAACUAGACAUGGGGAGGACCGGAUUUUUCGGGCUGGGUCGGGUUUUUUGGGGAUUUUCAGGCCUAGCCCGACCUAAAUUUUGCUCUGGCCCUGUCCGUCCUUCAUGUUUAUGAUUUAAAAAAACGUUAGGCAUGGUAAUAUUAAAAACUUUUGGAGACGGAAGUUUGACAUAGCAUAAGAUUAAGUUUUUGUUUUAGUUUACGACGGAUGAAUAUGUAGGAGAAAUCGAAAAUUGAAAAAAAGGAAAUUACGGAAAACGGAAGUUACAGUGUCAUAAAGGAUUGUAAAUCUCUUCCUCGUUCUUAUAAACAACAUUUUCUUUCAUUUUCAAAAUUAAACUUUUAAAAAAUUUAAGGAUUUUGUCUGGCGUUUUUUACAGUUUUUGAUGGUACUGACAGUACAUUUGCAAAACAAUUUUAGUUAUACAAUUUUUUCUACGGUAGGGUAGAAUAGGGUUAAGUAUAAAAAGGUAUUGGUAAAGUGUAGUAAGGCUACAGUAGGCUAGCGGAGGAGGGGUGAGGUAAUACAGAUUAGAGUCAGUAACUGAAAGUAGGGUACAGUAGGCAGUAGUAAAUUAUCGUAUUUUAUGCUGCGACAGGGUAAGAUUACUGUAGCUUAGCUUUCUGUAGAAUAUAGGUAUUGCUCUACCCUACUCUACACUAUUCUACCUCACUCUUUCUCACGUUAUCCUACCUAAACUUAUACUACCUCACUCCACCUUAACUGACCUAACCCUACCCUACUUUCACCUUACCCUUCUCUACUUAGGAUCUCAAAAACACCUUGCUAGCCUUAUUUUAAUGACAUAAGCUUCUUAAAAACCUUAUAUUUACAAGUUAAAAUAAUAUUAUAAAUAGCUAAUACGGCAAUCAUUGAAACUGCUUAAGAAGUGGUAUUUAAAGAAGAUUAAAAUUUAAUUAAACUAAAAUACUUCUUGUAAACAAAAUUUCUUCAGCGGAAGAUGACGAACGUCGAUUUAACACUCGCUCGUCUGUUGGCAAACAGACCGUAGCCGAAGCGGCGUUGGCUACAGGAUCAUCGUUGUGUUUGUAUCGGAAUCCACUCGAACUUGAAGAUGGAGGUCUGCCACAUUAA
Molecule: messenger RNA, 7426 nt
Organism: Bursaphelenchus okinawaensis
Lineage: Eukaryota; Metazoa; Nematoda; Chromadorea; Rhabditida; Aphelenchoididae
Source: the annotation of a GenBank genome assembly